ACUUUCUACCUACUGCCAUUCUGAAUUUGAAAUAAUACUUAGAACAAAAUAUCAUCAUGGCAUCUCUUCGCAACUUCCUCCUUCAACCCGCGCGCAAUGCAACCCUACGCCGAAUCGACUUCACGCAGACGACACCGCCCAUCCCAGCAUUCAAAGACCACUUCGCCGUGGUGAUCGACGACUUCAUGACUGAGGCUGAAUGCAAGGAACUGCUGCGGCUCGCGACCACGACGGGACCCUGGGAGCGCGCCAUGAUCAACGUCGGCAACGGGAAGCAGACCAUGUCCGUCGAGACGCGCGACUGCGGCCGCAUCAUAUGGGACAACCCGGAGAUUGCGCAGCGGAUCUUCGACCGACUGGUACCCUUUUUCCGCGAGUGUGGGCUUGAGGAGAUCCGCAACCAACCGCUCGUGACGGGGUUAGGCUCCGCACGACGCGGCGAGGUGUUCCAUCUCAGCCAGCUGAACGAGCGGCUUCGCUUCCUCCGCUACGAGGGAGGGGAGUACUUCCGUCCGCACUGGGAUGGAUGCUACCUCACGCCUGACGGGUCGGAGCGGUCACUGUAUACGAUCCAUCUGUACCUGGAUGGGAGUGGAGAGCAGGACAUCCAGGAGCUAGAAAAGGCGAUCAAGAAGCUGUCGAAGCAUCCUCAACAGCCACGAAGAGAGGAAGAUGAAGGGAGGACAGACAGAGCAGAGACCGAGACGCUGCUCGGGGGAGCAACCUCCUUCACGGACAGCUGGACGACUGAGGACGCGGUGCGUGUCUUCCCACGCGCCGGGUCGGUGCUUAUCUUCCAGCAGCGCAAUCUGCUGCACGGGGGGGACGACGUGUUUCGUGGGGUUAAGCACACGAUGCGGACAGAUCUCAUGUAUCGGGUGGUUGAGUAAGUAGCUGUAUUAGCAGAUACCUUAUUCUGAGAUGGUUACCUGGUAGACAGAGUAAUAGAAAUGGUAGAG
Penicilliopsis zonata CBS 506.65 is the source of this 959-nucleotide messenger RNA. RefSeq lists its product as hypothetical. Gene Ontology annotation, cellular component: endoplasmic reticulum. Gene Ontology annotation, biological process: peptidyl-proline hydroxylation to 4-hydroxy-L-proline. The transcript has a single exon. Gene Ontology annotation, molecular function: iron ion binding; procollagen-proline 4-dioxygenase activity; L-ascorbic acid binding. Bases 57 to 890 code for a protein of 277 amino acids. NCBI's taxonomy places the organism in Eukaryota, Fungi, Ascomycota, Eurotiomycetes, Eurotiales, Aspergillaceae. The record is from RefSeq and is a predicted model, not a curated record.